Molecule: messenger RNA, 924 nt
Organism: Zychaea mexicana
Lineage: Eukaryota; Fungi; Mucoromycota; Mucoromycetes; Mucorales; Lichtheimiaceae
Product: glycoside hydrolase superfamily
Exons: 2
Biological process (GO): carbohydrate metabolic process
Molecular function (GO): hydrolase activity, hydrolyzing O-glycosyl compounds
Source: RefSeq, a predicted model, not a curated record
UCACCCUCUACUCUACCCAAAGAUCCACGGCUUUCGCAAUCGUUCUACGGUAUCGACUACACGCCUCAUGGCACCCUAUAUCAAGAACAUUGUGGCGUAAAGUAUCAGGAUGUGUUGGAGGAUAUCAAGAUUUUGAAGCAGCUCACAACCCGGAUCCGCCUUUACGGAAUGGACUGUGACCAAGUGUCGCUUGUACUCAAGGCCAUCCAACAACUCAAGGCAAACAUGGGUGUUGUCCUGACACUGUGGGUCGACGGCAACCCCAACACAUACAAGCGCCAACACGACAGUUUCUGGAAAGUACUUGGAGAGUUUGGUGCAGACCAUAUCAUUGGAGUAUCUGUCGGUAACGAAGCUGUCUUCCGUAAACAAAUCGUCACAAGCGACUUGAUCCAGCUGAUCCAAGAUGUCAAACACCAACUUGCCAAAAGCGGCUACCCCCGUAUUCCCGUAUACACGACCGAGAUUAGGGACCUCCAACAGCUUAUACCCGAAGAAGACGCUGUGAUGGACAAUGUGCAUCCCUUCUUUGCGGGGACGCUGGUCGAGGACGCGGCCAACUGGACCUGGCAAUACUUUUACGACGUGGACCAGUAUCCGACACUCAAGAUGGCACAGCAAUUCGGUCUCGACGGCAACAAGACACAGACCAAGCCUGCCAUCAUCAGUGAAAUCGGUUGGCCUACACACCCGCAAGACCGAAAAGUCCAGGGGGCUGUCCCAUCCAUCGAUAACCAACGGAUCUUGUUAGAGACAUUCAUCUGUGAAGCCAACAGACGCCAACUGCCGUACUUUUGGUUCGAGUUUAAGGAUCAGCCGUGGAAGGCAGCUACGUUUAAUGAGACCCGUGAGUCUUAUUGGGGAUUGUUUGACAAGGACCUCAAGUUGAAACACGCUCGGUUGCCGAAAUGUCAAGUUGACUCG